UAAGUUUAUGGUUAGAAUCAGAAAUUAAUGACAGGACAAGAUAAUUUUGUGAUUGUAUUUGUGAAUUUAUGAUAGGUUUUUUUGUACAUCGAAAAGCUUCCCUGUAAACUAUUGCAAAUUAACUGGUCAUGAAAUCGUUUUGUGAGAGAUGAGUGUCUUUGGAGAUUUUCAACGCGUGUGGGUGCAACGAUUUCCAGAUAGUACCUUACCAGCCGCUUGGGAGGAAGAUGUCAGAGCCAAUUUGUCUAAACACAAACAAAAAGUGGCUAUCCUUAGAGAAGAGUUGGAGAAGGAAGAAUUUUAUGUGUCAUAUUUAGAAACAUUGCUCUCAGAUGUAGAGAAGCACAAAGCUGCUCAGGGCAACAGGGCGGCGCCGCCCUUGGUGCCUGACUCGAAUGAACCUGACAAGACGUCUGAUAACAAACAGGAGUCCAAUACAGAUUCAUUAUCUAAGAAGAGUGAAACCAGUCUCGCAAGUAGUGUUGACUCUACAACAGAGACUGUAGAAUGUGAAGAAGUGCAGCUUAGAAGCAAACCAGUGCAUGCUGGUGAACGGAGUUCAAUCAACCAAUGCAUUAAUGAGCUUUCAUCCAAUUUGGCAGCAGAAGCACGGAGAAGAUGUCAUAGUGAAAUUGUGCAAAGAACUGAUAAUAUUCAAGAUUCUAAAGUAGCUGUAGAUCAAACAAGUCCAACCCAAGUCAAAAACCGUCCAACGUCACAAAGUGGUGAUUUUGUAACAGUCAUCGAAGUAAAUGGUCUGAAACUAGCAGAGAAUGCAUCCAAGAAGACAGAUGAGUCCCCUCAGUCUUCUGAGAGUAGUCCUGUUGAACCUACGGCAGCUGCCAAAAAGAAAGUUCCACCUAAGCCGCCGCCGAAAGUGUUCAAUAAGCGUGGCGCGUCACUGCCUGAAUCUGGAUUGGUUGAGGAUAGUCCGCCGUCUUCUUUGGGCAGGCGGAUGCGAAAUGCUGAGUCCAGGGAAUCCAUUGCUAGCCGAGCGUCAACACCUUCUAUCAGUGAAAGGGUGAAAAGCUACGAGAGCAUAAACUCGUUAUCGUCUGAGCGCAAACGAUCUGGUGGAGCGGCAACUCCUCGCUCCAUCGACGAGGAGGUGACGUCUACCACCCCCGACCUCCCGGAGGGGAGUGACGACAAAUCCGCCCCCAUAUCUUUGGAAAGCAUCCCCGCCGUUGUCCCUGCGGAGGACGAGCCUUACUACGACCAAGUGCCGUCUGACAUGAAUGAUGGGGAAUAUGUUUAUAUUCAAGCAGGUGGCACUGGUUCGAGCACAGACGACGGUUCAAGCGGGACCAGUACGCUAGCACUGAGCGCAGCAGCGAGCGCGCCGCCCGAUCCUAGUGUGACGCGAGGGCCCGACUCUCCUCCUUGUGCGACUGCCCCCAAUUACGUCAAUAUACACUAUUUUAUACAGCAAGCUGGCGAAGGAGUGGAACCUAGUGAAGUAGCGUCCGAACUGGUGGACUCCACGGAUACACCGUUGCUGCUCAGGGCUAUAUCUUCAGAUACCGAAGCGAGUGCUACACCUCCCGCUUUACGAAAAUUACAGACUCAGGAAUCUACUAAUAGCAAUGCUGAAGCAGAGCGACUCACGAUGCACCGCUGCAUUGUCAAGAGCAUCAUUGAAAGCGAAACCGUUUAUGUUGAAUGUCUGUAUGUUAUGGAAAAGUAUAUGAACGCCAUAAAAGCUACUUUAUCAACAUCUCAACCGGUGAUUACUGAAGAAGAGUUUAAUACAAUAUUUUAUAAGAUAUCCGAAUUACAUGAAUUACAUAAGAAUUUUUUGGAAGGCCUUAAAGCCGCUGUGGCUAGUUGGGAUGAACCAUUGUCAGUUGGAAUCCACUUUAAAAAGAUGGCGGAAAACAUCAAUAUCUACGGCGCGUUCCUGCACAACUACGGUCGCGCGACAGACGCGGUGCGACGUCGCUGCAGCACGUCGCAGUAUUUCGCGGAGCUGACGCGCGAGAUCGCGUGUCGCGGCCAACCGAUGUCGCUUGACGAUUUGUUGCAUAAACCCGUCGCAAGGGUGCAGAAGAACGCGCUCGUUUUGCAUGAUCUCAUUAAAUAUACACCAGCUAGCCAUCCGGACCAUACAAUGCUGACGGACGCGCUAAACAUGACCCAACAUUUCUUAGACGAGUUCAACAUUAUACAGACGAAAUCUAUGUUUCCUAAUGCAGAUCGUGCACAACGAAGACUGGUCAAAAACUCAUUUAUAGUAGAACUUUCUGAUGGGCAUAGAAAAUUAAGGCAUCUCUUCCUUUUUAACGACGUUAUCGCGUGUGCCAAAUAUAAGGCUUCGGGUCGUGACAAGUUCACGUUCGAACUGAAAUGGUUCAUUCCUUUACCCGAUAUCGUCGUCGUGGAGGAAGAAGCCGGCGUUGAGGCCCGGGAGACUUCGCCGGCUAAUAUCGUGGCGCUCAAGUCGCAGGCUUCCACCGUACGUGAUCAGAUCCUGGCAGAGGAACGAGCGGUGGCCGAUGAUAAGAAAAUCCGUAUUGGCAGCCGCGGCGCCCUAGAGAAGCAGCGAAAGAAAUUAGCCGAGUUGGAGGGACAACUCGUACUGGCGUCGCCGAACUUGGUAUUCCGCGUGGGCGCCAAGGCGGCCGGCGGAGGCCUACAGCGGCAGCACGUGUUCUUCCUCAGCUCGGAGUUCGAGCGCACGCAGUGGAUCGACUCUAUACAUGCGUUACAGGCAUCAUCAGCGCCGCCGCUGGGCGCGACCGCGAUCUCCAUGCUGGAGCUGCAGGCGUGGGUGACGGCGUGCCGCAGCUUCCUGCAGACGGACAUGGGGUCGUACCUGCUGCGCAGCGGCCGCGACGACUCGCUGCUGCUCGGCGACCUGCAGCUGCACAUCGGGGGCUGCACUUCGCCGCUAGACACGCAGGCUGAUUAUUACAUAGUAGUGGAGAUCGAUUCGUACGGUCACUACUUCCGCAAGGCGAAGUCGAAACUGGUGUGUCGAUCAGCGCAGCCGCGGUGGAACGAAAACUUCACUUUAGAUCUUGAGGGUUCGCAGAAUCUGCGACUACUGCUCUAUGAAGACGCUGCAAGACCUGUGCUGAGAGGAAAGUGUACGCUCAAGUUGUCCCGCGAGUGGGCGCUAGAGACGGGCGGCGUGUGCCGCGCCGUGUCGCUGGGCGGCGGCUCGCUGCCGCUGCGCCUGCGCAUUCUGCCGCCCGAGAGAGAGGCGCGCCGCGUGCCGUCCGCCAAGCCCGGCGCGCUGUUCGGCGCUAAGAUCACGCACGUCGCCAAACGUGAAAAACGCAAUAUUCCGUUCAUAAUAAGCGCUUGUGUGCGAGAAGUCGAGCGGCGAGGAAUAACUGAGGUGGGCGUGUACCGCAUUUCCGGCAGCGCGUCCGAUCUAAACCGCCUCAAGAAGAGCUUCGAGACUAAUGCUUACGAAGCCGAGCAGCUACUAAAAGAAGUUGACAUCCACUCUGUGACGGGCGUGCUCAAGUUGUACUUACGGGAACUGCCGGAGGCUUUGUUUACGGAUGCGCUGUAUCCGGAACUCAUUCGAGCUUGGGGCGCCACCCAGGGAGCUGGAACGUCUGUAGACUCCGGCCCGGCGCACACGCGGCGACAUGCAUUGCUCAAAUGCUACGCACAACUGCCUGAUUUAAACAAGAACUGUAUAGAUUUUCUACUCAAUCAUUUUGUUAAGGUGAAUCAGCACGAGCGCGAGAACAAGAUGUCUCUUCACAACCUGGCGACGGUGUUCGGGCCGACACUGCUGCGGCCCGCCAGCGCCGCCGCCGCCAAGCAGCGCACCGACCUGCUCGCCGCGGGCACCGUCGACGCCAUGGCGCAGGCCGGCAUCCUAUACUGCCUGUUGCAACAUCGACAGCUCGCCGCGCAACUGUCCUCGCACCAACGCGGGCCCAGCAUGAUGGACUGAACAGGGACUAUAAACACAACUAUUUUCUAACUUACCCUUCAGGGUAACAAAUAGUUUUACAAACCGAAAACAGAGAGCUUGUGGAUAAAUUAGGCCAUUCCUUUUGGUUGCAAACUAUUGUUUUUAACCAAAAUUAUAUCCAUCUUCGACAUCCACAGCAUAGACGGCUGUAGAAAACAGCUUUCCAAUUAGAAAAAUAUUUUUUGUAAGAUUUUAUUCCUUACUAUUAUUAUUAUAGAUUUUGAUCUUCUUGCUUGAAAUUAAUAAUAAAAUCUUUGAAUUUAUGUUUUGGGUUAAACCAUCAACAAAAUAGAUUUUGAUAAAUAUAGAUGAAAAUUUAUCAUACACACAAACAUCAAUCGAAACUUAACGAAAAAUGACUCAAAAUUCAAGAGUAAUGACUAGUGUCAUUACAACAGAAGGACCUAACGUGAUAAACAACGGAACUUGUUUAAUAAAAACUUUCAGAUAAAUUUUUGUACGCUGAUGUAUAUCAUACACUACUUAUGACGUAAAUAAUGAAUAGUCAGUGGUAUACACUUCAAAGAUAUUGUGGCUUCAACAAGCUGCAAAUUUGAAGCUAUAUUAUUCCUCAUACCGCCCUCUACUGGCAAUCGAUUUUUUGUAAGGUUUCACUUUUUUUUAAUUUUAAACGUGGAAUCGCAUAUCGAAAUCCUGUAAACAAUAAAACUACCAGUUUCUAGAUGUUUUAAUCGUAAUAGGGAAAUAUGACCGGCAGCUUGCGUCAAUAUAAAAUUUAGGCGUUGCUUUUUAUCUUUAUUGUUAAGUAAAACGUCCGUUAAGAAAGUUCAACGAAACCAUAAAUACAUUCCAUAAAUGCAAGAACAGACUGAUUGUAGAAAUAUUGAUUAUUGAUAAAUAUCAUAUACAUCAAAAUUUUCAUGUAAGUAAUUAACAAUUUGCAAAUCAAGCAUAAAUACAUACAUUUCCUUUAUGUAUCAAGUAGCUUUAUGUAAGUUAGCGCAUUGUAUGGAUUUUUUGUCUGCGGAGUGCAAACUCUUUAAAUUUUGUACAGUACUAAAACUUUAUUGAGUCGCAUCGGUAAUUAACGGUAUUGGAUGAUAAAUUGCACGGCGCAGAAUAGCGCCACCUACCGCUGAAUCAAAUCUUGUGAAAAUUCAAUUAAAUAACAACCUUAAUGCAAGUACAUAUAACUUAAAAUCCAUACAAAUUUUCUCCUAUCUAUUAUCUGUGACAUAAUAGCGGGUUCAAAUAGUUCUUAUAGGCUCAAAUUUUGUCGCGCCAUACAAAAAUUCGACUUCCGCGCAGGAAUAACUUAUAAUAUGCCAAAAUCGGUGCAACUUAUAAAAAUACUAUUUGUAUAAAUAUGAUUCUGUAUAGUCAGGGAAGUUUUUGUCGUCUGCAGACAUUCUCUCGUUUACACAAGCCUUUAUAAUCAAUACCCCUCCAGGGAACUGAUUAUAGUGUUGGUUGAAUAUUGUCAGCAUGUGGGCACCAAGUGGCGAAAAGUUGAGUAAUCGAAAGUAUUAUUAAAAGGGACCGAAAUGAUUAUUAUAAAAAUUUGGACUGAUAAAUUUAACAAUCUAUUGUAACAAAAUUUAUAAAAAUAACACGUCUCAGAUAUUGCCUGUAUUACACGGGAUACCGUAAAGAUUUUUUUAGGUAUUAUUUUUAUAUUCAGUUAGUGCAAUGAAAACGUAGACUUCUUUUUCGAAGUUGUGAAUGAGAAUGUAUAAAUAAUUCCAAUUAAAUUGAAUAUUAGCACGGCUCGCACGCUAUCGCUGUUUUGGUUUUUAUUAUGACGUGAAACGAGACAGCGACAGUAUUUUCUUUUAGAUAUUAUUUUGGAUAAUGAACAAACUAUUAUUUUAAACAGCAAUUACCUUAAAAUGGUAGUCAGUGGAAGGUGAAUAUUUUGUGAGAUGUGAAAUGAUUUUUCACGAAGAUUCUAGAAAAGUUUACUAUUUUAGCAUUUUUAAAUGCUAGUCGUGUGAAUUAUUUCGUUUCGCAAUAUUUAUUAAGUUUCAUUAUAUCUACAAUAAGCUAAUUUUGUGUUGGUACCUGCAUUUGAAGAUGAAUGUUUGGCGGAAUGGUUGGAUUUAAUUUAAAACUUUGUCCUGUUUUUUUUUUUUCAAUUUUGCAGCUAAUUUAGGCUUUUUAACAUUUGUAUUAUAUUUUCGUCACAAAUAUGUAUUGACGAAUUCUUUAGAUAACACUAAAUUAGAGGGUUUAUUUUCACAAGUAGUAUAGAGGUGUUACAUUAUUAGUACUUAACAUAAAAUUUUACCAAAAAGUCUUAGAACAAAGUUACUGCAUUAUUAAAAUUUGUAUUGAUUUUGUUGAAAGACAUUAAACGUUUAAUUUACGACUGUUUAUGAAUAUAAUAAUAUAUUGUUAUUAAUAUUAAGUGCAUAUUGUGUUAUUUCUUUAACUAUAUUCAGAUUUUUGUUUUUCUUCGCCAAAGAUCGCUUUGUAUCAUCAUCAUUUAAAAACACUUGUAAUGGACUCUAUGUAUUCAACCUUUGUACUUGUAUUAUAAUUUCCAAGUCGAGACAUGUCGGGUACGUAGAACUGGCAAGGAUAGGUUUUAUUUUUAUCCCACCACUGAAAUUUCUAAUAUAUAAAAAUAAGAAUUAAAAAUUCAAUGCUAAUUCUAACAUACCUAGAUACAGGGAAUACUUUUUGUAUACCGACAAUGCAAUAAGCUUUAAAUAAGCUAUCUAGUUUUAUAGCCAGUAUUUUUAUGCUGGAAAUUGCCGUUCAACCGUUUAAGUAAUUAUCAUUAUUACCAUUCUAUCACUAUCGAGGAUUAUAACAGGUUUCUACUUACGUACUAUAUACUUAAUUACAGAAACCAAUUAUAAGACAAGGUAUAUGUGAUUAUUCUGCUUUGGCAGAACUCCAUGAAAUUGUAAAAAUAUAAUGUGCAAAUGAAAGAGAAACGUUUUUUUUUUUUUUCAUUUUAGACGCUUUUUUAUUCUAUUAUACCAGAAAGGCCAAUAUCUUGGUCAAAUAGUUAUCAUAAGCUUAAAUAACUGCAAACAUCACAAAUAAUUAAAUUUGUUUGACAAAAGAAACCCAAAAUAGUGUUUAUUUAAACUUUAUUCAUGUAGUUCACAUUAUACUUCUAUAGACUGCCUUUCGAUAUGCUUAUUGCUGCCAAAUUAACUGUUGCCAAUUAUAAUAUUCUUGACAAUCUGUAGUAUUAUAGAAUGUCUAGACAUAAGGGUUCUUUAGUCACAAGUUUUAAUAAUACAGUCAAAUAAGUUAACCAGAAAAGUGAACACAUUUUUUAUGUACCUAUGUUGAGGUUUCUAAUGAACAAAGUAAUUGUAGAAGUUUAACAAUUUUGUCUAUGUAUUUUGACUGAAUUAAGCAUAGCAUAAAUUUUAAACCCUUCGCUUUCCCCUUUUAUUCAAGGAAGCCCGAAAUGUUACCUUGUAAUCAUUUCAACCUCUUUUUAUUCGUUAUUACUAAUAAUAAUUCAGCUGUAUUAUAAAGUAUUUAACAAUAUUUAGUUAUUAAUGAUUAUUAUAAUACCCAAUACUGUGUAUUUGAUUUUUGUAUAUAAAUGACACUAAAAUGUAGUUAAAACUUGCAAUAAAAUGUAUUUUUAAUACACCUUUA
Molecule: messenger RNA, 7525 nt
Organism: Amyelois transitella
Lineage: Eukaryota; Metazoa; Arthropoda; Insecta; Lepidoptera; Pyralidae
Gene: RhoGAP1A
Product: active breakpoint cluster region-related protein
Exons: 22
Coding region: 149-3916 (1255 amino acids)
Biological process (GO): intracellular signal transduction; protein phosphorylation; positive regulation of GTPase activity
Cellular component (GO): membrane
Molecular function (GO): GTPase activator activity; guanyl-nucleotide exchange factor activity; protein serine/threonine kinase activity
Source: RefSeq, a predicted model, not a curated record